Crotalus tigris (Tiger rattlesnake) is the source of this 4277-nucleotide messenger RNA. It is a transcript of the gene SLC26A5, whose product is annotated as solute carrier family 26 member 5. Gene Ontology annotation, biological process: transmembrane transport. The transcript has 19 exons. Bases 205 to 2403 code for a protein of 732 amino acids. Lineage: Eukaryota; Metazoa; Chordata; Lepidosauria; Squamata; Viperidae. The record is from RefSeq and is a predicted model, not a curated record. Gene Ontology annotation, cellular component: membrane. Gene Ontology annotation, molecular function: bicarbonate transmembrane transporter activity; chloride transmembrane transporter activity; secondary active sulfate transmembrane transporter activity.
CGGGGCGGAGGGAGGAGCCUCCCCCGCCGAGCGGGCGGGGCCGAGAGCCUGCCCGGGGAUCUGGAGCGCGAGCGGCGCAGGAGCCGCGGCCGGUUCGGCGGCGCUUCCAGGCCGAGCGGAGGCGGCGCAGAAAGAAACACUCCAUGCUAAUCUUUUUAUACAAGCAUCCUGAAGAAACGUCACUCCUGUCCUCACAUUUAUUGAAUGCAUACUAUGGAACAUGAGGGAGAAGAUGAAGCGCGGCCCACGUCAUCACCCAUGUACCAUGUGGAGAGACAAGUGUACAAUCAAGGGAUCCUGCAUGGGCAGCUGCACACAAAGGACAAAACAACUCAGCCUCUUGGCCAAAAGAUAGCGCACGCUCUUCGCUGUUCUUCCAAAAAAGCCAAAUCGGUCCUCUAUAGCUUUUUCCCGAUUUUAACAUGGCUUCCUCACUAUCCCGUGAAAGAAUAUUUGAUGGGAGACGUGGUCUCGGGGAUCAGCACGGGGGUCAUGCAGCUGCCUCAAGGAUUGGCGUAUGCGUCACUGGCUGCAGUUCCUCCAGUGUUUGGCCUGUAUUCUUCAUUUUUUCCAGUCUUUCUAUAUACAUUUUUUGGAACUUCCAGACAUAUAUCAAUAGGAACCUUUGCUGUAAUCAGCCUGAUGAUUGGCGGAGUAGCUGUGAGAGAAGUCCCCGAUGAAUGGCCUGGCAUGACGGAGACCAACUCGACCAAUGGGACCGACGCCCGAGAUGCUAUGCGGGUGAAAGUGGCGGUGGCGGUCACCUUGUUGUCAGGUCUUAUACAGUUGUGUUUAGGACUCCUUCGUUUUGGAUUUGUAGCCAUCUACCUGACGGAGCCCCUGGUGCGUGGAUUCACCACUGCUGCAGCCGUGCACGUGUUUACCUCUCAGCUGAAAUAUCUGCUUGGGAUUAAUAUCAAACGAUUCAGUGGCCCCCUGUCUGUUCUUUACAGCUUGAUUGAGGUGUUCUCCAAUAUCACCAAAACCAACAUGGCCACUUUAGUCAUUGGGCUCAUCUGCAUCGUUCUGCUGCUGGGCGGCAAAGAAAUCAAUGACCGUUUUAAGAAAAAGUUGGUGGUUCCGAUUCCGCUGGAGAUCAUUGUGGUGGUCAUCGGGACGGGAGUUUCAGCUGGAAUGAAUCUGUCCAAGACUCACAACGUCGAUAUUGUUGGGAACAUUCCUAGUGGAUUAUCCCGUCCUCAAAUCCCUGACGUCAGCUUAAUCCCAGCAGUGUUUGUGGAUGCCAUUGCUAUAGCUCUUGUCGGGUUCUCCAUGACCAUCUCAAUGGCUAAAAUCUUUGCUCUCAAGCACGGCUACACAGUGGACGGAAAUCAGGAACUCAUCGCGCUGGGCAUCUGUAAUUCCACCGGAUCCUUUUUCCAGACGUUUGCCGUCACCUGCUCCAUGUCUCGGAGCCUUGUUCAGGAAGGCACUGGAGGGAAGACCCAGAUUGCAGGAACUCUGUCCUCAAUUAUGGUUUUCUUGGUGAUUAUAGCCAUUGGUUACCUCUUUGCACCUUUGCCACAGACUGUGCUGGCAGCGAUUGUGAUGGUCAACCUGAAAGGCAUGUUCAGACAGUUAGCAGAUAUUGCCCACUUUUGGAGAACCAGCAAGAUUGAACUGGCCAUUUGGAUUGUAGCUUUUCUUGCCUCAGUGUUUCUGGGCCUGGAUUACGGUCUGCUCACCUCGGUCACCUUCGCAGUGGUCACCAUUGUGUACAGGACCCAAAGUCCCCAAUAUAGAAUCCUUGGCCAGAUUCACAACACGGAUAUUUAUUGUGAUGUGGACCUGUACACAGAGGUAAAAGAAUGUCCCGGCAUUAAAAUAUUCCAGGCAAAUGCACCGCUCUAUUUUGCCAACAGUGAGUUAUUUAUCAGCGCGUUGAAAAAAAAGACUGGUGUGAAUCCGAGUAAAAUAUCUGCAGCAAAGAAAAAAGCACGAAAGCGACACGCCAAAGAACUGAAGCGGCUGGAUGAACAACGGAAGAAAGCCAUCUUGAAGUUGGCGAACGACAUGGAGCGCGGCAUGAAGCACGAAGUGUUGGAAAAUGACGUCUCCCUCAAUGGGAAAUUCUCAGCAGCCGAAGAAACUCCACAAAAUGUCUCUCCGGAGGAAGUGGAACAUUUUAUGAUACCAGGAAGCCAGGUCCACUCCAUCAUUCUAGAUUUUUCCCCCGUGAACUUUGUGGAUUCAGUUGGAGCCAAAGCCCUUCAGUCAAUUAUAAAAGAAUAUGAAGAAAUCGGGGUGUCGGUCUACAUAACGGCCUGCAAUGGCUCUGUUAUGGACAACCUCACCAGAUUGAAUUUUUUUGAGAAAACAGCCUUAUGGGACUUGUUCUUCCCCAGCGUUCACGACGCCGUCCUGGCCAGCCAGGCGAUUGGCUUCUCUUCCACCUAUCUUUAACUCAGCUACUCCAUUGUGAACUACGUGGAUCUAUUUCCAAGGGCUCCUGUAGACAACUUAUUUAAUUUGCGCAGAUGACAGAGCCUAGACAAGCCACUCCUACGGGUAAGAUGUGUCUGCACUGCACCGCACCGCAUCAACCUGUUCCCUGCCAGCCCUGGGUUCGAAGACUCCAGAAGCCUUAAUCUUUUCAAACGUUGUCACUGAAUUCAAAAGUCGUUGAUGGAAGCGUGGGAUAAAUGCAAAGAUUAUUUGUAGAGCGCGUGAAUGUUUUGUCUGUUUUGUUGUGUACGUUUGGCAGUGUUUUUGUUUUGAGUUAGCUUGCCGGAAAAUAUUAAUAUUAUUUUAACAGUGUCUUCCUGACAUGAAUUGGAGUGACUGUUGAAAGGAGCUGUUGUAUGUGUGAUUAUGUAUUGUGUGUUUGUGUGUGUGUGAGAGAGAGCUCCUCUAACUUGAAAUGCAAACCAUUUCCAGAUUUUCGAUGCAACGCCAUUUCCAGAUGCAGAAAUCAGUGCUUUUUCAUUUGAUGACUACUAAGAGAAGCAUAAACAUUUUGUUUCGAACGAGCCCUUUAGCUCUAUUUUAUUUUAAAUUAUUACGACUCCAGAGUUAACAGAUCAUUUUCACGUUAAGGAGGUUUACUGUACUGAUCCAAUGCUAACUAACCUUAAGCAAGGUGCAUUUAAAAUUAGCUGGGAAAUGAACAAUACAUAAUGCACCUGCUUAGGGGGAAAAGAGAGAACAUAGCACCCAAAAUCUACUUUUUUACACUUAAAGCUAGCUGGGUACAGUUACUACAGUUACAGUUACAGCUAGCUACGAAUUGUCUGGAAAGAAAGGGGGGAAAAAAUGAAGAAAUGGCAUUUUCCAAAGUAGAGUAUCCUGCUCGGUGUAUUUUCUGCGCAGUGACGUAUUUUUAAGUCACAAAAAGAUUGUUCCGAAAAAUCUCAUGAUGGCACUCCUGAGGCAGUUGGCUUUCUUGAGACAAUUCUCAACGCAGUGUGGGAUCGGUGAACAAGCCUAACAAUUUAAGUUGUCGUGUCCAGCGGUGGGUUGCAAAAGGGACAAAUUUGUUGUAUUGCGUAGCACGCAGCUGGAUGCCCUAUGCAGUUUUGGUUCAAUUGUGCUUCCUCUCAGGUAAGUAAAUACAGGGUUGGGACAUUGCCACCACAUCACCGAAAAAUAAAAAAAAAAAUGGAGGAAUUUGAUUUCUCCAACUUUACUAAAUAAGCCUUAAGCAUCCAGGGGGGUUUCUCCCCCCACCCCCUCCACAGUUCCUGCCUUUCUGCUAAUGUUGCCAAACCCUUACUUGUCCUGUUGUUAGAAUAUUGUGAGAUAAAUCUGGUUUUUCUUCCGUGGGUAUGUUUAAACCAGAGGAUAUUGGUGUAUCUGUGGAAGGCUGUUUACAUUUGUUUCUUUUAUAUCUUCAAUUUUGAAGCAAAUAUUGAUAACUGAACUCGGUCCAUCGCAAGCGGUUUCUUUUAGCAUCGAUUUGCAAACUUACAGAAGUUUCUGGAAAAUAAAACUUUUUAAGCUAUUCGGGUCAUCCCUCCCGCACUCUGUAAUAAAAAAGUUAAUUAUGCUGUACAAAGGCUGUAGGACUCUGAUGCUCUGCCUUUUUCGUAUUAUAUUUAAAAGAAACUAGCCUUUGGCAGCUGAUGUGACUUGCUAGGGUUACGUAAGACUGCACUGUGAAUCCUGAUCUCUCUGCAACGUAGACCGUGACUUUUAUUUAAUGGGUGAGAUUGCAUUUAAGACAAUAUAUUCUAUCCACCGCCCACUGUGGCAAAGCCUUGUUGCAUUUUAUAACCGUUUCUUUCAGAUAGGAGUCAAAAGUUAAAACCUCUAAUAAAAAGAUAAAUCUUGAAAUUUCA